Messenger RNA from Cladocopium goreaui, 10737 nucleotides. Lineage: Eukaryota; Dinophyceae; Suessiales; Symbiodiniaceae. The record is from the annotation of a GenBank genome assembly.
AUGCAUAUUGUGCUUCUCUCGGUGUUUGCGAUCCAAUUGGUCUUCUCCGGUUUUGAUCAACGUUGGUCUGCCUUUCACCACGGCAUCGACAACACAGAGGCGGACACAGCGCAGGUGGUUUUGGAUCGGACAUAUGUCCACCAGCCCGGUGGACAGAGAUCUCAAGAGAUGUAUACCAGUGGAUGGAACUACAAUCAGGGCUGGGAGAACCAACAGAAUUGGGGAGGCCGAGAUCGUUCUCAGAGCCGCUCCCACACACCAAAGAAGGGUCGCAAACCGAAGGGCGCGAAGACGCCACGGAGCACGGCCCCAGAGGGAAAGGGGACACCUAUGAUGCCAUUCCCUCCAGCCCACAGUUUUGGGAAGGGUCAGCCUCUUCCGCCGCCUCCGAUGCCCUGGCCGGGCUAUCAAGGGAUGGCACCAAUGGCACAGCCCAUGAUGAUGCAGCCCCCCAUGCAGCCGAUGACUGCGCCCAUGCCUCCAGUGGCACCAGCACCGCCACAACUGGCACAGACGAUAGCGCCGGUUGCGCCGCCCUUCUCAGCGCCGGCCCCACCACAGGCAUCGAUGAGUUCGGAACAGAUGGAAUUCAUCGAAAUGGCCAGAGCCAGGCAAUCAGAACUCCCUGCAGAUAUGAGGCAUCAAAUGCAAAAGAUGGCCAAAAAAGAGGGAGCCAGGGCCACCAAGGACUUGCACAGCGCUGUCAAACAACUUGGCAUCGCACGAGCAGAAGUCGAGGAGGCCAUUCAAGCCCGCAUCAAUCUGAUCGCGUCUUGGAAAAAUUUUCUUUCAGAAGCGGUCAAGACGUGGCAAGACUACACGGUCCUGUUUCAGACGCAAGAGAGAGGACUUCAGGCAAGGAUUCUGGAAGCUCAGGAAAGCUUUGCGCAAGCAAAGAGCCAAGCUGCGGAGUCCCAGCUCGUUGCGGGCAAGCUGACCAUCGAGAUCAAGGACGAGGACGACGACCCCGCAGAGGGACAGGAGUCAGCGAACCUCUCCGCGGGCAAGAUCAACGAAGGGUUGGCCACAUUGUCUGCGUCCUUACAGCAGAUGAAGGAACAGGCAGACGCCAUUGUUGUGGAGGAGAAUGCGGCGAAGAGGCAGCGUACUUCCCAACAUGGGGAGCAAGCUAUGGAGGUGGGCGAACUGGCCGAUUCCAAUUCUUCGUCCAAGCCGCCUUUUGCCUCGACAUCGCCAUGGAGCCGCCCAAAUUUGGAGGAUGAAGAGUCCAGUCACAGAACCUUUGACCUCAUUGCGACUUCAGAUUCAUCAAGUGGCAUUUUUGUGAGAGGUCUGAAUCCACGACCUGUGUGGGCUCAAGACAUUUUUGAACUUCUACAACAAGAAGGACAGCCUGAGGCAGACGAUGAUGAACCGGUCGUGUAUGUCACAUCGUACUUCAUUGAUCAUGCUGUUCAUCCUCACCAUUCUCAACCUCGGCUCCUGCGCUUUGACAUGGACGUGCUGGAAUGGGAGCGAGACGUGUGCCUGAUCUGGGAAGACUACAUCGAUGUCACUAUUCCCUUUGAUGUCACCAUUGUUCGGCCUGCGUCCCCACAUCAGAUCUUUCCAGAUGCUGCUGCGACUGCCAUCGUUCACCAACGUGCUAACUUUGACAGGGCAGCGGCUCUGAUCACUACAGUGCACAUCAUGGACCCGACAACAAGGUUUUCUGAAUGUGCUCAUUCCUUUCCUCGACAAGUUGACACUGCAGAAGUGCUACAAGCUGCACAAGUCGCAGAACUUUGUCAAGAAAGAAGAUCAUCAGGUUUUGGAGAUUGCACACUUCAUUCAGGGCAAUUGUUACUGCCAGAUGGACACCAACAUCAGCUUCAUCAUGGCAUCGGUCUUCAUCUGCGAAUCCCUCCUGCUCUUAGUGAGGCUGAGCAAGAGCAAAACUUCGAGAGAAGAGUGCGACAAAGACAACUCCAACACCCUCCGCAUGCAUGGAAUCCUGCUCCUGAGGCAGAUUCUCCAGAGACGCAACGACCAAGGCCUGCCGAUCAACAUGCAGGCCCAGAAGAUGCAACUUCUUUCAUGGCUAGCUCACUGACAAUUCAAGAUGCAGUGGUGUCUUCGUCCUCUGGGAGAAGCUCCAGAAGCAGGACAAGCUCUUCAUCAUCAUCAAGGUCCAUCUCCAUUUCAAGUGAAGCUGAGGAUUGGCGCCAGACUGUGAUCUUUUCACUGGACGGCAGAUCCAUUUCUACACAACUUCCUUGGCAUGAUCAAACUGAGCUCUACAGGCUCGCAGCAAGGGAAUUUGAUAUUGAGUCCCUAGACAUCAUACGACUUCACCUUGUACUGCACCGACCUCUGGAUUAUGUGCAAGUUGAUUUGCAUGGACUUUUGCUGCAACGGACCACAGAGGGCAGACCGACCCCCUUUGAGCGUCUUGUUCUUUUGGAUCUGGAACUGCAUGUUGACAAUGACGUUCAGCCUACACCGUUCCGCAGACAUGUGCGUUGGGUGCCGUAUGCCACAGAUCGUGCAUCCUUCUUUCAUUUUCUGGGUCUGGCAAGAGUUCUGGCUGAACAUGGAGACAUAUGUUACAUGUGGCGCAAUAACAUUGUGGUCCCGCAGCGCGACACCUCCCCUAUGAACUUCUUGGACGGUGAUUAUGUCAAAAUUUUUGUCGGGGAUGCUGACAUGCAGGAACUGUGCAUUUCGGAGUCGGAUGCUGCCAUAGAGGACAAUGCCACUGUUUCAAAUGCUUCAGAUGAUGCCAGCAGCUUCUUUCAGAGAUCAGUUACGCAAUUCCAACAAGCCAUCCACGGUCUGGGUCAGCAACUCCAGGUCGUGGAGCUCAAAACGGAUCCUCAUCCUCCUGAUCCUGUUGGAGUACCUCUUGAGCAACCAAGCAGAGUCCCAGCGCCACGACGCACCAAUUUCAACAGGGGCUUUCAUCCAGAUGAUCAAAGACGCCUGGCCAGACUUUUUGAGAGAGAGGCUUUUGUUGAGUGUGAGGAAGAAGGAAGAGUUGCCUAUAUUGAAACGUGGAAUAUCCACCAGCAGCACCGCCUCCACUGCAGAGAAUCACGCCCUAUGAAACUUUAUGACAAUCCUCAUCAAUGGGCAGAAGAAAUCCUGGCGCUUUGGGAAAUCAUUGAGGAGCAAGAGAAUGACAUCAUCAUCCAUGUGGUUCAGCCCUCACCACAGUGCACGAGAUUUCAGUGCGUGCUGGCCCACGUCAUUAUUGAACAAGCUCCUCAACCCAACAUGAAUGUGGGCAUCAUCUCAAUUGAAGCUUCUGAUCACCGUGGAACCUCCAUUGAGCACGAAGCCCAUUCACUGCCGGACAUGAUGGGUCGCAACAUGGUUCUCAGGAAAGCCGAACUGGAAGUCUUCUGCCAGACUAGGAUAUGCUCAGUGAGAUUAGGUGCUUUUCCCUUUGGGCUGGUUGACAUCGAAGAGAUUCCUCGUGCAGUAUGUCUCACGAUCCACAUCAGACCGCUCAUCUUUCAGACGGACGAGUCCGACCACAUGGAACUCAUGCAGCGGCCCCAUUCGAGAUGGAGAAAACCUUCUGCACCACAAGCGGGUCAAGACCUUUCAUCAUCACCGGCACGUUGUGAGGGCACAGCUUUUGUCUUCAAUCCUGAGGCCCCUGCAUUUGACCCCGUUGCACCGGCUAUAGGCUCCAUGCCUGAGCGCGUUCAAGACUUAUAUCAUGCGUGGCAACAAACGGCCUUUAGUUGGGAGGGUGAAAGUGCAUCCACAAUGAUCAUUACAUGGUUCGUGGAUCAGCACAAUAUGGCGCUUCAUCACUGCCGUGCACCUCGUGUAGUGCGUCUUUACGAUGAUUUUGCCCAGUGGGAAGCUCAUCUCCGACAAGCCUGGUGGGAUGUUGCUCUCCCGGGAGCUCCCAUCACGAUUCAUGUUGUGGAGCCACAUCCUGCCAAUGUGGACUAUGCCCAUGUGCUGGUCAUUCAAAAUCCUCUUGAUCAGUUCUCCACCAGUCUGAUCACUGGGUAUGAUCACACAAUGAAUCAUCCUGGACCAGUUUUCCAGCUUGCAAUGACAACGCCAGAAAUCCUUCACUACGAUCAACUCCUUCUGGCCCUUGGUUUGGGUGGUCGAUGCCUUUUUCCAGGCUCACCCGCACGCUGCUCAGUUCAUUUUGGCAAUUAUGAAAUUUUCCAAGGCAUUCCUUUUCCGGCCCGGGAUGGACAUGGACUCAAAGUUCGGAUCAUGCAGAGACCGACUUUUCAAGACAUGCGGCAACAGGCUGCGGCACCUGUUUUAUUACAGCUGUCAGCUCUGAUUCAUCACAAACGGGGUAGUGAGCGCCAAACAACUGCUUCGGUGGCUCAUGAGCAGUGGCCACUCCCCAGUGAAAUCGAUCCGGACGAUCCAGACUUGAACGAUUCAACUCUGACUGCGGUCAAGAUUAAGUGGAUGCUUAGUCCUCAACCGCACCCAGACUUUGUCACACUUUCUUCUGCAUCCAACCGAGCGGCAGAAGAAGAAAUGAGUCAAUGGGGACUUCAUGUACUGCCAGUCCUGUGUCCCGAACGAAACACCUUGGUUUGUCUUCAACCCAGGGAUGUGACGUCGGAUGUCUUUGACUAUGUCUUGGUCAAUUUGAACAAGGAUGACGAUGUCGACAUUAUUGUCCACUCGACUGACAGAAUCAUGGAGCAGCAAGAGCUCAUGGGCCUUCUUUAUCAGUUUGGAUUUUGGCGAGCGGUGAUUGAAUCGCAGGAAGUUUUGGAUUUUUCGGUUUACAAGAUCAACUUCAUUGACCAGCAAGUGGCCACCAUGCAGCGACCUCGACACAUCAUCAGGGAGUCGACCUGGCCAGAGGCACAAUAUAGUUCUGAUCGACACGAGCCUUUCUUUCAGAAGCCGCAUGAAGCUAGUACCUCCUGCAUGAUUGACUUGGGUAUUACCACACAGGACCUCAUGCACCUCUUUGAGUCGCACCAGCAAUGCUUACGUUCUGAUUUUGAUGGGCUUGACAUACCGCAGGUGCUCCGAGACGCAAUCAACGCUUGUGACACAGAUCUUCAAGAUCACCAAUUGGACCGCUUGCUCAUUUAUGCAGACGGGUCUUCACUGGGAUCAGCCAAGCACCUCGCCCCGCUUCGAGCAGAGGAAGAGGGCACAGGUGACACAUGGGCCUAUGUCAUUUUGGGCGAGAGAUAUGAACCUCCUGGUCUGCGUUUCAUCGGGUGGACAGCACAUCCCGUCAUCUACGAGGCCCACCACAAGGCUCAUCUGGGAGCGAGCCGAGUUGGAGCAGAUGUUGCGGAGCGUGAAGCUCUUUCAUGGUCAGCAUUGUGGCGACUCAGCCAAAACUGGAAGAUCCCAACUUGCUUCAGAUCAGACUCACGCACAACUCUGGGCCAGGCCUCGGGUGAUAUUGGCACUGCGCAACCUGAUGAGACCUUCAAGAUCCUUCGAGGGUCGUUUCAAGCGUUAGAAGCCGCUUUGGGGCCCCAUGGCAUGCAAUACUCCCAUGUUCCUGGACACUCUGGUGAAGUUUGGAACGAGAUGUGUGAUUGGCUCGCAAAAGCAGAGCGAGAGAAGAGCUUCUACUGUCCAAGACCGAGCAUCAGCAUGAGAGAUUGGAGCCAAGUCAUUGAUUCUCUCUGGCUAGUUUUGGAUCCACGAGAUGACCUUCCUAAGUUUUGCGGAAGAGGCCUUCAUGCACCACCUCCUCGACUUCCUGACCCUCAGAAUGUUGGCGUGAACGCACAACAUGAUGAGACCAAUGUGGGGGUGACAUGGGAAGCUUUCACUCUGAGUAUCAGCGCAUGCACAGCGAAUGUUGGCUCACUCAGUGCACCUACUGAAGGUUGCAGUGGCAAGAUUGACUUUCUACGUCGACAGUUCAUUGACUUCCACUUCAACUUCCUGGGUGUACAAGAGUCCAAAUCUCCCGAAUUUUGCUCAUGCGUUGACAAGGUCCUUCGCCUCAGCUCGGGUUGCCACAAGCACCAACAAGGUGUGGAGCUGUGGAUCAAUUUAGCGCAACCAUAUGGCUACAUCAACAAGAAGCCCAUCUUCCUGGAAAGACAGGAGAUUCAAGUCGUCCACAAGGAUCCCAGGAUACUCCUUGCUCGGGUUGAGACCCCCAUCUGGCAAUGUUGGCUUCUUGUGGCGUAUGCACCGCAGUCAGGACUUCCUCUUGACCAACGGGAAAGAUGGUGGACGGAAUUGUCAGAAGUUGUGCACCGCCGUGAUGCAGGAGAACAACUCAUUGCCAUGAUUGACGCCAAUGCAGCGCCGGGGGGAAGGGAUGAUGUUGCAGUUUUCGCUGAAGGUCUGUCUGACUCAGUCAACACCCCACUUUUCCGAGGAUUUGUGACCGAACAGGACCUCUUUCUUCCCUGCACAACAGCUGCGCAUCAAGGCGACACUGCCACCUGGACAGAUCCUACAGGGGUGCAUCAUCAUUGCAUUGAUUAUGUUCUGCUGUCGAGACAUUUUAUUGAUGCUUGCAGUCUCUCAAGGGUUGUCUCCGACUUUGACCUGGGUACAUCUCAUUGGGAUCACGAACCCACGGCUGUCCAUCUGGUUUGGACAUGCAGGGUCCCGCAGCGACCACGGCGACGACAGCAGGGCCUGGGCUUUGACCCCAAUCGCAUUGAGCAGCAAACAGUCCAACAGGUUCUCCAGAGUUACCACCCCAAGUCAUGGGAUACUGACAUUGAAGAGCAGGUCAAUGAUUUCAAUCAACAUGUGAUAUCAGGUUUACGCACGGCCUGCCCACUGUCGAAAACUCAACCGAAGAAGCCCUACAUCACGGAGAAGGAGUGGCUGAUUCGCGAUGACAAACUGAGAACCAGGAAGAGCCUCAAGGCCCUUGCAAGACGACAGAAUGAUGAGAGACUGGGAGUCUUCUUUCGAGCUUGGAAGCAUGGCAGCGGCAGCUCUCUUCCAGAUCAAUGUGAACAUUACUGGUCUUACCAGAACUACCUGGGAUGCGCCAACCUUCGAUUGGUGGCCAACUACAGGAGAGCUGCGGUGAAUUUGAGGAACACUCUGAAGAAAGCAAAACAGAGCCACAUCAAGGACAAGUUCAUGGACAUGCCAGCAGAUGCCCCAGCCAGUCACAUCCUGCGUGAACGAACUGAGACCGUGUGUAGUCUCCCCAGCGAGAUGGUUGAAGUCUGGUUGGAAUUCUUCCGCCAAAUGGAGGGCGGUGUGAGGAUGGACAGAGUACAACAACGUGAGAUCUGGCGGAGCAAUCUUGCAUCCCUGCAGCUCCAUGAUUUCCAGAUUGAUGCGAAAGAGAUUCCAAGCUUGUUGGAUCUUGAGGGAGCCUUCCGACGUGUCCAUCCCAACAAGGCCACGGGCCCUGACAAGAUUCAUCCGGCCUUUUGCAAAGCCAAACCACAGCUUUUAGCAAGAGCGACCUUCAACCAACUGCUCAAGCUGACAGUCCAUGGUCAGGAGGCUUUAGCCCACAAAGGAGGGAUGCUCUGCCCCAUUUGGAAAUCGAAAGGCCCCAAAGAUGAAUGCACAGCCUAUCGCAGUAUUCUGGUGUCCAGCUUCAUAGGCAAAAGCUUACACAGGAGUCUGCGUCAACGACAGUGCACUUUGUUUGAGAAGUUCCUACAGAAGGAGCAACUGGGAGGCAGACCCAAAGUACCUGUCACCUUGGGAGUCCAUUUGGGACGAGCCUUCAUGCGAGCCCGCAAACAACAGGGACACAAUAUUGCCAUGCUGUAUUUGGAUCUUACAGAAGCAUUCUACCGCAUCCUUAGACAGCUUGUUGUGGGCGGACCGACCUCUGAUGAGCUUAUUAUGCAUGUUGGACAGCGUCUGGGCAUGUCGACUGACUUGAUGAAGGACUUGCACAACCUGCUUGAUGAGCCCACCGCUUUGGAGGCUGCGGGGUUGCCUGCUCACAUGCGGAAUGCCAUCCGAGCGAUCCAUGUGGACACGUUUUUCACAGUUCGAGGUCAGCAGGACGUCUGCCGGACUCAGCUUGGCUCUCGCCCAGGCGACUGCUUUGCAGACAUCAUCUUCUCCUAUCUUUGGAGCAGCAUUCUUCACAAACUACAACAGACUCUGUCGGACAUGGACCUUGUUGACACGAUUCCGGAUGAAUCCGGUCUCCGCUUGCCAGGCAGCUCACAGCAGGAUCCAUCUCCAACCAGAGACUUCUUAGGUCCGACUUGGAUGGACGACACGUGCAUUUGUGUCUCAGAUCCAUCGCCCUCGAUCCUCGAAAGCAAGAUCCAUCAGGCAACAGGGCGUUUGCUGGAGCUUUGCGACACCCAUGGACUGACACCCAACCUGAAUGCAGGCAAGACAGAGGCCUUACUUGUCUUUCAAGGGCGGGGCUCCAGGAAGUUGAAGAUCAGAUAUUUUGGCCCCUCUUCCGACAAGUCCCUGCUCAUUGUUGGCGAACGAGAGCCUCGCAGAGUGCGUGUGGUAGCCCAAUACACUCAUCUUGGAUGCGUGAUGCACCACAAAGGCGAUAGCCGUGUUGAGGCUCGCCGACGGAUUGCAGUGGCGCAACAGGCCUUUUCCCAGCACAGGAAGCAUCUGCUGCAGAAUCCAAUUCUGCCCUUACAUCGUCGCCUGGAGCUUUUCCGCACGCUUGUAAUGAGCAGAUUUUGCUAUGGAACGGAAUCCUGGACGCUAUCUGACAACAGGAACAAGGAGUACAUCCACAAUGCUCUUAUGCGACUGUUCCGGCGCUUGCUGCCACGGGCACAUGAUGAACACCUCACUGAUGAGGACAUCCUGACACAGGUUGGCAUCAACAGCCCCACGGAACUGCUCCGACUGGCUCGCCUUCGAUAUUUGGGCACUUUGCACAAGUGCGCUGAUCUCGUGCCGUGGGGGCUCCUGAACAGCGACUCUCAAUGGAUCACACUCAUCCAAGAUGAUCUUGGGUGGGCUUGGCGCCAACUUCGUGGAGCUUCAGGACUACCUGAUCCCCUUCAAUCCUUGGCGGCCUGGCAGAAUAUUUGGGUCUUUCAUCCAUCGUAUUGGAAACGACUCAUUCGCCGAGCCGGAGAACAUGCGAUCCUCCAGAGACAACGACAUCAUCGAGUUGAAGGUUUUCACUUGGCAUUUCUGGAGCUUUUCCGUGAAGCCCGAGCAGAUAGCUUUGUGAGAAAGGAGGAUUUUCAUGCUCCUGAAGCUGUCAAUCCAUCAGAUGAGGUCAGCCAUGCCUGUAUGACCUGCAGACAAGUUUUCCGCAGCAAGGGGGGCAUUGGUGCCCACCUUUUCAAAAGACAUGGCACCAUCUCCAGGCUUCGCACACUGUUUGACACCACCUGCUGCGGACACUGCUUGAAAGAGUACCAUACAUUCAGCAAACUGCACGCACAUUUGCGAUACUCUCUCUUGUGCAGGGUUGCACUCUGGGGCAGCAGGCGACGCUACAACCCGACAGGCGGCUCAGGUUCUGCAGCAGAUCGCGCGUUAUGCCAACAGCAUGAUGGACUACUCCCACCAUUGCAGGCAGCAGGACCCAAGCUUCAAGACCAACACAACAUUGAACUCCCAGAUUUCGAUUUACUUCUGGCUGAGCAGAUCUACCUUGACAUUCUGGAGAAUGAAGGCAACGAAGAAGUUGAGCUAGUCGUCAGAAGGACCAUUGAACAACACCCUGUUACCUGGGCUGUUUGCCGUGCGACCCUGGACUACUUGCGGGGGGCCAUGACGGAGCAGGACAUUCAGGCCCUCAAUAUCGGGGACUUUGACAUCAAGCGCCUCCUUCGAGACCUUCAAGAUGAGCGGGCGUGGCCUUUUCUCAGGGAGCCAGCAGUCGGUCAGCAGCACCCAUCUGGGAAACCUUCGCUCGAAGAGAUUGAGCAGAUGUGUUUGGAAGAAAGCAGUGGUGGGCCCAAACGUGAGCCUUUCUGGCCGGUCCCUCGACCUAUGGCCCGUGAAAGGUUCAUCAUCCAUGCCUUCUCGGGCCGGCGGCGGCUCGGCGAUUUUCAGCAUUUCAUCGACCAGGCGCAGCAGAGCUUCCCUGAGGUCACCAUCUAUACCAUCUCGGUGGAUUUAAUGGUAGACCCCGUCUGGGGAGAUGUGUCCAAGGAAUCGGUGAGGCAGUUUUGGCUGCAUGCGGUCCGCCAGCGCCAGGUUGUAGGCGCGAUGGCCGGGCCGCCCUGUGAGACUUGGUCACAGGCCCGUGGCCAAGAACUUCCAGGUCUGCAGACUGGCUCAGGUCGCAAAGGACCGCGCGUCCUGCGUGAACAAGACUGCCUAUGGGGCAGGGCGGCGCUUGCCUUAAGAGAAGUCCGCCAGUUGGACGUUGGGAACCUUCUCCUGCUCUUCACCCUCGAGUUGCUGAUUACCCUUGCCUUGGAAGGCGGGGUGGGCGGACUCGAACAUCCAGGCCCUCCAUCUGAUCCUACGAAAGCGAGCAUUUGGCGGCUGCCGCUGAUGAUCUUUCUCUGUGAGUGGCUGGAAUUCAAUUUUUUGGAGGUUUCCCAAGGCCUUUUUGGGGCUCCAAGUAGGAAGCCAACGGGCCUGCUUCUCCUGAAUAUGUCACGCAUGGUGCCAGAACUUAGAAAGUGGCAACUGACCACUUCCAUGCCCCGUGGCACAAGCAUUGGCAAAACCGCCACAGGAGAAUGGGCCACAGGGAUUCUCAAAGAGUAUCCGCCCGCCUUUUGCGCAGGCUUAGCUAACGGUUUUGUAGCCACGCUCCGAUCCCAUCCAACGGACUUGGAAUGUGAGAUCCUCAACGAUUUCCGAAGGCAGGCAGCACAGAUGGUGGUCACUCACCAAGGCCCUUGUAUAGGCCCGGAUUUCGCUGGCUGA